CGGAGGAGGAGUUUCUGCCGACACUUCCGGAUUGGCGGCUACAGCCGGGGGUCCUCCGACGCUGUGCUCCCGGGAGCGGCGCUCUGCCGGUGAGGCCGGAGCUGCGAGGUGGGGUCGGCGCCUCGCGGGCAGCUCCAUUCCCGCCUCUGCAGUGGACUUGGCCGCAGAAUCGGGGUCCCGGGCUCCUGGAACUUGCUCCGGCCAGGCCGCGGCAAGGAGAUCUCUCUGGACCGCAUUCGUCCCCUUCUCGUCCUCAUGGCGGAGAAGAAACUGGUGGUGGUUUUCGGAGGCACAGGUGCCCAGGGUGGCUCUGUGGCCCGCACGCUCCUGGAAGAUGGAACAUUCAGGGUUCGAGUGGUGACCCGAAACCCUGGGAAGAAGGCAGCAAAGGAGCUGAGGCUGCAAGGUGCAGAAGUAGUGAAGGGAGACCAAGAUGACGAGGUCAGCAUGGAACUGGCCCUGAAUGGGGCUUACGCCACCUUCAUUGUGACCAACUACUGGGAGAGCUGCAGCCAGGAGAAGGAGGUCAAGCAGGGGAAGCUGCUCGCUGAUCUGGCCAAGCGCCUGGGCCUCCACUAUGUGGUCUAUAGCGGCCUAGAGAACGUGAAGAAGCUGACGGCAGGGAGAUUGGCCGCGGCGCACUUUGACGGCAAAGGGGAGGUGGAGGAAUAUUUCCGAGACAUUGGCGUUCCCAUGACCAGUGUGCGGCUGCCCUGCUAUUUCGAGAACUUCCUCUCCCACUUCUUGCCCCAGAAAGCCCCAGACGGAGAGAGCUACUUCCUGAGCUUGCCCACAGGUGACGUUCCCAUGGAUGGCAUGUCUGUGUCCGACCUGGGUCCCGUGGUGCUCAGCCUGCUGAAGAUGCCAGAAAAAUACAUCGGCCAGAACAUCGGGCUGAGUACUUGUAGGCACACGGCUGAGGAGUAUGCUGCCCUGCUCACCAAGCACACCCACAAAGUCGUGCACGAUGCCAAGCUUGCCACCUCCCAGGGCACUGGAGGACGCCGGCCACGACAGGCCCCUCUGCUUCCAGAUGACUCCUGAGGACUACGAAAAGCUUGGCUUUCCCGGAGCCCAGGACCUGGCCAACAUGUUCCGUUUCUAUGCCCUGAGACCCAACCAUGACAUCGAGCUGACCCUGAGACUCAACCCCAAGGCCCUGACGCUGGACCAGUGGCUGGAACAGCACAAAGGGGACUUCGCCCUGCUGUGACCUGCCCACCUUGCAGCCCCUUGUGGGGGUUGGGGCCACCAGAGGGACAGAGGCACCGACAUCUGAAUAAAGCCAUUGUUCUCCCA
Messenger RNA from Piliocolobus tephrosceles (Ugandan red Colobus), 1299 nucleotides. RefSeq names its product NmrA like redox sensor 1 (gene NMRAL1). Gene Ontology annotation, cellular component: nucleus. The coding region runs from base 256 to 1044 and encodes 262 amino acids. Lineage: Eukaryota; Metazoa; Chordata; Mammalia; Primates; Cercopithecidae. The transcript has 6 exons. The record is from RefSeq and is a predicted model, not a curated record.